Molecule: messenger RNA, 1809 nt
Organism: Chiloscyllium plagiosum (whitespotted bambooshark)
Lineage: Eukaryota; Metazoa; Chordata; Chondrichthyes; Orectolobiformes; Hemiscylliidae
Biological process (GO): immune response
Cellular component (GO): membrane
Molecular function (GO): tumor necrosis factor receptor binding
Source: RefSeq, a predicted model, not a curated record
UUCACUUGUUUUCCUUUAUGCCAUCUCUCUCUGCGCUGAGUUUCCGAGCUCGUCGUCUCUCCUCUGUUGCUAUUCCGUUUAAUGUUUCCCUUUCUCACUCAUUAUGAUUUUCUCUCCAGUUAAACCUCGCCCCUUUCCACUGACAGUUGCCUUUCCUCCGCCCCCGUUUCCUUUCUCUGCUUUUGUCGGGUGAAUCCUGGACAGUUUCUGUCAGUGAAACGGCAUCUCCUCCCCGGGGGAAGUCCAACUCAUGGAUUCUGUCAUCACGGAAACUUCCUCUUUUAAUGAAACAAAAAGGGGCCCGAGAAAGUAACAGGCUUCAGAGCAGAAACGUUCCUCUCCAGGGAGCGGACCGAUAACCGAGUGAGAAGGCGGCACGCUGAGUCAUGUCCCAGAAAGAGGAUUUGAGCGAAGUUACCGUGAGUCAGACCGUGAGCAGCUGGGAGUUAGACCGAGGCAAGGAAUCGAACCAGUGUGAGCGCCGUUUGCUCACUGUCCUGCUCGCCUCCGUGCUGCUACUUUUCAUCAUCAUCGCAUCCCUUGUCUGCACCUUUUGGCUUUUAAUCUUUCCCAAAUUUACCGCGGAGAACAAGGGAACUGGAGGCAAAUUUGCUGUACACAUAUUAGCAGAUCGUGGGCCCAACGAAACAGUAAGAUGGUCAGCCACCCCUGGGCUAGGACGGAACCAUUUGGGCAGUGGCUUCCGUUUUGAAAAUCAGAAGUUACAGACCACCAGAGAUGGGAUGUAUUAUGUGUAUGCAAAGCUGAAAGUGUACUGCUCAGUUUUAAAUGAAUGCAAGAACAGUUCACCGGUCAAGUUAGAUAUUACCCACUGCAUUGAAAGUUCCUGCUUACCUGUACUGAGCACUGAGAUGAAAGUAUCCCAGGAGAAGGGACAAGAGGAACAGGUUGCCUUUGGGUAUUCGGGCAUAUUAGUCCAAAUCUCGAGCAAGGGCUUCAUCCAAGCCAAAAUUGAAGGCUUGCAGAAGGAAGACAAUGUCAUGCUGGAUAUUGAUCAUACAUAUUUUGGAGCUUUCUUGAUAGAAAGCUAGAUGUUCUUCAAUCAAUACAAAUGACUGCACUUUAACAAACUAUAAUGUGUGUAUGAUCCAUGGAUUGUCCCAAUGCAAUGGAUGUUGGUUAUUUAUCAUUACCCAACUCUGGACAUUCCUGAUGAAGAGCUUAUGCUCAAAAUGUCUACUCUUCUGCUCCUCAGUGCUGCCUGACUGGCUGCACUUUUGCAGUGCCAUACAUUUGGACACUUAUUGUGAGCCUGUUUGAAUCUAAACAUUUUUGCAUGAAGGGACUUAAUGUUUUAAUCUCACUACAUUAUUUAUAUAGAGUGUUUAGUCCCUGCUAUGCAGUGGUUCAGUUUAUUGGGCAUGUUAUUAUGUCCUUUGUCUGAUAUUCAGAUUAUGGUAUUCCAAAAUUUGGGAUUCUCUACAUAUGCCUUUUUUGUAAGAGGUGAAAUACUUGUAUAAAGCAAAUUGAAUUGAACUGUUUGGCAAUCUAGUGUCCAUUUCAAGUCUGAUUCAAGUUGCCUCAUUCUCUUGAUUUCCAUUGGAAACUACCAAAGGACACUAUUGCUACACGUUUCCAUGAACAAUGUCUUAUCUUGUAUUUCCAUUUGAAUGUAACUUUUUUUGCACUAAUUUAUUGUCUGUUUAUUCUAUAUUUACAAAUUAGCUACCUUUUGGGAUAUUUAUGUAACUUAUGAAAUUCAAACUGUUACAUGUAUUUACUGGUGAGGUUUUCGCAGGUCUACAAAGGCCAUGAUACAUAUUUGUUAAAGUCAAAAUAAUAAUAAAA